This is a messenger RNA of Arvicanthis niloticus (Nile rat), 1365 nucleotides long. RefSeq names its product PP2A Aalpha (PPP2R1A) and B55A (PPP2R2A) interacting phosphatase regulator 1 (gene Pabir1). NCBI's taxonomy places the organism in Eukaryota, Metazoa, Chordata, Mammalia, Rodentia, Muridae. The record is from RefSeq and is a predicted model, not a curated record. Gene Ontology annotation, molecular function: protein serine/threonine phosphatase inhibitor activity.
CGAGCCUGCUGACAGAUUCUCGAAGGCGGCGGCGGCCUUGGGCCGCGGGGAAUGGGAGUCCCAGGGCCCUGACUGAGCACCGCCCCCGCCUCCCUGCCGCGACAUGGCUCAGGAGAAGAUGGAGCUGGAUCUGGAGCUGCCCGCGGGCACGGGCGCGAGCCCGGCGGAGGGCGGCGGCCCGGGCGGCGGGGGCCUCCGGAGGUCUAACAGCGCCCCCCUGAUCCACGGCCUCAGCGACUCCUCGCCGGUGUUCCAGGCCGAGGCGCCCAGCGCCAGGCGGAACAGCACGACGUUCCCGAGCCGCCACGGCCUGCUGCUCCCGGCCUCACCGGUCCGAAUGCACAGCAGCCGCCUGCACCAGAUCAAACAGGAGGAGGGCAUGGACCUGAUCAACCGAGAGACGGUCCACGAGCGCGAGGUGCAGACCGCAAUGCAGAUAAGCCACUCCUGGGAGGAAAGUUUCAGCCUGAGUGACAACGACGUGGAGAAAUCCGCCUCCCCAAAGCGCAUCGAUUUCAUUCCGGUGUCUCCAGCACCGUCACCCACCCGGGGAAUUGGGAAGCAGUGUUUUUCACCGUCCUUGCAAAGUUUUGUGAGUAGCAACGGAUUGCCUCCAAGUCCUAUUCCCAGUCCAACCACCCGAUUUACUACCCGGAGAAGCCAGAGUCCCAUCAACUGCAUUAGACCAAGUGUUCUUGGACCAUUGAAAAGAAAAUGUGAAAUGGAAACUGAUUAUCAGCCAAAGAGAUUUUUCCAGGGCAUCACCAACAUGCUUUCUUCUGACGUUGCACAGCUGUCAGACCCCGGUGUGUGUGUAUCUUCCGAUACCCUGGAUGGAAACAGCAGCAGUGCCGGAUCUUCUUGUAACUCACCAGCGAAAGUCAGCACUACCACCGACUCUCCUGUGUCGCCUGCCCAAGCAGCCUCCCCCUUUAUUCCAGUAGAUGAACUUUCUUCAAAAUGACUCACUCGUCUUGAAUCCCCCUCCCACUAUGGAGAGACAAAAAAAAAAAAAAAAAAAAAAAAAAAAAAAUCAAGUUAGAGCAAGCACUGAACUUUGUCGAUUACGUUGAAGCUGUUUCCUAUUUUACUCUUCCCUCUUUUUGGAAAUUCCUAAAAUGUUAUUCUAGAGAAUUUCUAUGUCAGGUUCCUGCGGACGCCCUUGAAUUCAGUGUAGUAAUAUUUUCGGACUUUUUAUCAAUAAGUGUGUUGAAGCAUACAUUUUACGCUGCUAAUAUGUCUAAAUACAUAUGUUAUCCCUUGAUUUUUUAAAUAAUUGAGAGCUCUAUUUAUUUAUGGGAUUAUUAAGUUCUGAUGAAAAUAUAAAUGUUGAAUUUCAGUUUAGUAAACUGAUGUUUUAAAAUU